CAGCGAAUGGCGGGAAAAUUCGAUAUUGUUCGAAGUGUCGACAUGUUUAGGUUGCUACUUGUGAUUUCUACAAUAUGUCUAGAGGCGAAGGCAGUCUGUUGCUAAGAAAUAUCUGUGGAGAAGUUGUCAAAGAUACAUUUCUUGAGGCAAAAGAUUCUCAUGGAAACUGGUACCCUGUGAAGGUCCUUGAAGUCGACAGAAGCAAGGUUCAUGUUCAUUUUUGUAAUUGGAGUUCUCGAUAUGAUUCGUGGUAUCCGAUAAAUUCGAAAUGUUUACGCUCUGUUAAAAAAGAUUUCACAAAAGAUACUCCAAAACUGAUAAAACCUAACACUUUUAGCUAUUCGAUGGAGAAAAGUCCAGAAACCAGUGAUACCCAUUAUGAGGUGGGUAGUUACGUAAUGGCUGCAUGGCGCAACGACUUCGAAUAUCUUGCUGAGGUUCUAGCCCAUCGUCAGCGACAUGGUACAAGAGCAGAGUAUCGCCUACGUUAUAUUUGGGAUCGCGUUGUAGAAUGGACACCCGUCAGCAAGUUACGCAAAGCAACUCAGUACGAAAUCGAUUAUGUUUUAAAAUUCUGUAAAGAGCAAGGUACACUAUCAACAAAUAAAAUCCCUAGUAAAUUUGAUCUGCAGUAUUCAUGUAGUAGUAGCAAUGAUUCUGCAUCGGGGACAUCUCAAGCUAAAAGAAUAAGGACAACUAUGUCAGAAAGCAAGUCAUUAGACCGCACUUCGGAUCCUGAAACACAUCGCUAUCGGUCACGUCCUACUCGUGUAAGUACAAGUGGUUUCUCUGCCUUAGAAGACAAAAAGACUCUUCUUCCAACAUUAUUUGAUGGAAUCAUCGAACAGGAUGGGAUGGUUUAUGACAAGAGUGUUUUCCAGUUUCACGAAGCCUGUCGAAGACGUCGUGAAUUGAAGAGAAAAGCUAUCGAAGAGAACGACACAUGUCCAUAUGGAUUCGACAGUUCUGUAUCUGUUUUGAGUCAAACAUCCACCAUUAGGUCAAACCAUCAGAACAGGCGUGGUCUUAAUUCACAACAUAAUUCUAUAAGAACCGAAAAUUAUACAGCGGAAGCUACAGUAGCAUCCCCACCGGUAUCGUCGAUUUCAUCUUACCAGAAAAGUGAUGAAAUAAAAGAAGGAAAAUUGUCAGAGAAGGUAUUUCAUCUCUCAAACAGUUCAUCAAGUUUGUCCGAGUCAAUUAAAUGUACUGAACGACGACGCCGAACUACACUGUACAAAAGAGAAACACAAAUAAAAGUAUCUAGUGUUCCUGAUUCAAGAGAGAUUUUUACAAAAGUUCCCGUUAAAUCAGCUGCACCUGUUGUUUACCCAUGCCCUUACUGCUCUCGUCAGUUGCGAAAUUCAAAAUUACUGGAUGCACACAUUGUUAAUUACCACAAAAGUGUGUCUGGUAGCACAAAAUCUACAACUAGUAAAAAAGAAGAAAUUUAUCGAAAUCGAUAUUUACCAUGGAAACCUCAUAUGCAAUUAUCUCCUCUUGGAUCAUCAGUCUCAAAGGCGAAACUGAGUGAAUCGCAUUCUAAUACAACAAGCGCUCCUGAAUUCACCCGACUUCUUUCUUGUCACUAUUGCGAUUUGCGAACAUAUGCCACAGAAAAAGAACUUGAUCUUAUUCAAUGUUCGCAUUGUUUAUGUUGGUUUCAUCGUUUGUGCGGUGGUACUUCAUCUGACCAGAAAUCACUCUCGGAUGUAGACUUUUUGAGUGGGAAUAAACUUUAUUCAUCUGUUGUUUGUAAUAGUUGUCGGAUGGUUCUACGUUCAGUUAGGAAAUCUCGCAAAAAUGAAUGGCGAACGGAAUUACUACAAACACAUAAUCUUAACUUCGAGUUUUCAAAACGAGGUUUGUUAAUUGAUCUAUCGUCUAUUUUGAAUAAAACCUGUCAGUUACGUCCAUUAUUAGCUUCUGGAUGGCAUAUAUUGAAUAGGUCAAAGUUGCCCUCUGUUUCUGAUCAAUUAAAGCAAAAUUCUAGCAUCAAGAAUGUCUGUCGAGACGCAUCCAGAUCAAGUGAAUUUCCAACUUCGAAGUUUACUGAAAGUACCAAACAUACAGCCUCGGUUGUACAUACUCCUGAAGACCAAGUUAAUCGGCUCUAUAUGGAAUUGAGAGGUGUAGCGUUUGGAAAUCUUGCUGGAGCUAAUAAUGAAAUUAUUGCAUCGAAGUGUGAUCAUUUACAACUUCCAAAUGAUAACCAUACUUUUUGUAUUUCUACACCAGACUCUGAAUAUCCAAAUACCAACUGGCCUUUGGAUGAAGCAGUUAACAGUUCUCAAUCAGAAUCCCUUUCAUACCAAGUUACUGAUCCUGCUUAUCAUAUUGGCCCCCAAGAUCUGUCAGGAUUUCUCCAAGAUCUUGGUCCCGAUAUCAUUCCAGAAAUUUCAGGUUUUAAUGCUGAUGGAGUGGUAAAUAUCAGUAGUACUACUACUUCCGACUCCUGUUCUGUAGAUGAAUUUUUGAAGGUACCCAGAUCGUAUGCAGAACAACUAUCCAUUUCACAGAAUAAUGAUAGAUUAUAUAAAGAGAACACAACUUGCCAGUUACUUGGUUCUCAUCCUAGGGCUAUCAAUACCUCUGACAAAGACUUAGGCACUAUUCUUGAUGUUUCUGUUUCGGAAGAUUCUACUCUAAGUCCUUUGAAAUAUUUUUCCAGUACUGCAUGUAAUGAUCACUUGGAGUCAGGUCAUCAAUACCCUACAUGCAGCUCUAGUAGCCCUUCAACCUCGUCACCCGACAAGCCUAUGACUCAAACAUCUUUUGAUGUCAAAAACAACAGAUCUAAUAAUGACGGUGAAAUUCCAGUUAUUGACAGGAUUUCAACUAAUCACUUGGGAACGGGUGUUGGAUCAGAUAUUAUUAACUUAUCCAUUCCAAAAUGUGCGCGUUCAAUCAUCUCUGAUAUACUGAGUAGUCCUUUAAAUGAAGAUUUUGUUACACCUUGUGUCAGUCAACAGUCUGAUCUAAAAGGAUCUAAUAUUCUGCCUACAUCCUAUAUCAAUCAUGAAUAUGACACUUCAUUUGUCAACUAUUACUUGGACUCAUACCGGAAAUAAAUGGAUAAUCGUCUUGUAAUUUAUUGCGCCCACAAUAUCUUCCACUAUUCUGUUUCAGUUAUAAACGAGUAAUUUAAAGUGUUAUUUU
Schistosoma turkestanicum is the source of this 3159-nucleotide messenger RNA. The record is from the annotation of a GenBank genome assembly. NCBI's taxonomy places the organism in Eukaryota, Metazoa, Platyhelminthes, Trematoda, Strigeidida, Schistosomatidae.